AUGACAGUCGCUGUGCUCUCGGCACACAUCCACACACACUUCCUUGUCUCUCUGUGGGAGCUCGACGCGGUGAAGGUCGAUUACAGCCACACGGACACCCGCAUGGUUGCUGCGCCUUACUUCUUCCAGCACUGCGAUGCCGCCGGCCACACGACGUUGUGGUGCCACAAGUACAAGGACAACAAGGUGCAGUGCGUGACGGCCAACCUGAUCCGCAUGUGGUUGCAGCGCAUGGAGCACGUGCGCAAGUACGCGUUGGGCGUUGCGCUCAUGAUUGGGGAGGAGAGGCAGCACGACGUUGUGGCGCAGCGGGGGCGCAUGAUGGACUGCCUGUGCUGGAGGGUCUGA
Molecule: messenger RNA, 348 nt
Organism: Trypanosoma cruzi
Lineage: Eukaryota; Euglenozoa; Kinetoplastea; Trypanosomatida; Trypanosomatidae
Product: elongation factor 1-gamma (EF-1-gamma), putative
Exons: 1
Coding region: 1-348 (115 amino acids)
Biological process (GO): translational elongation
Cellular component (GO): cytoplasm; nucleus
Molecular function (GO): translation elongation factor activity
Source: RefSeq, a predicted model, not a curated record